Oryza brachyantha (malo sina) is the source of this 1741-nucleotide messenger RNA. RefSeq names its product noroxomaritidine synthase 2-like. Gene Ontology annotation, molecular function: oxidoreductase activity, acting on paired donors, with incorporation or reduction of molecular oxygen; monooxygenase activity; iron ion binding. NCBI's taxonomy places the organism in Eukaryota, Viridiplantae, Streptophyta, Magnoliopsida, Poales, Poaceae. The record is from RefSeq and is a predicted model, not a curated record. Bases 10 to 1587 code for a protein of 525 amino acids. The transcript has a single exon.
ACAUUAGCAAUGGCACUGACACCAUUCUUACAACAACUACUCAUCAUCUCCUCACUGAUGAUAAUGUCUCUCUUCUUCUACUUGUGCAUAACCUACUGCAGAUCCAAGAAUCAUCUGAUCCCCAUGGAUUGGCCAAUUCUGGGCAUGCUCCCUUCCUUGGUCGCCAACCUGCACAGCCUGCAUGACUACCUCACCGCCGUCCUCGCCGCCUCCGGGCAGAGCUUCGUGGCGAACGGCCCGGCGGCGACCGGCAUGCGGUUCUUCAUCACGUGUGACGCUGCGAACGUCCGGCACAUCUUCUCCUCCAACCAUGGCAACUACCCCAAGGGCAGCGAGCUCGGUGAGAUUUUCGACGUCGUGGCUGGCAGCAUCUUCACAGUCGACGGCGAGCCUGCCCUGCGACAGCGCGCCAAGUUCAAGAGCAUCCUUGCCAACCCGCGGAUGGUCGCGGGGAUGGCCUCCUGCUGCCUCGGGAAGGUGCGGGGUGGCCUCCUCCCGUUCCUGGCUCGCAAGGCGACCGCCGGGACACCGUUCGACAUGCAGGGUCUGAUCGCGAGGUUCGUGUUCGAUGUGACCGCCAUGCCGGUGUUCGGUGUGGACCCUGGUCUCCUGCGUCCGGAUGGCAUGCCGGACAUGCACGUCUCGGCCGCCAUGGACACAGUCAUGGAGGUGGCCUUGUUCCGGCACAUCGUGCCGAUUUCUUGCUGGAAGACGAUGAGACGGCACAGUAUCGGCCCGGAGAGGAACCUCGCCGCAGCACACGCGGUGCUUCACAGAUUCAUCGCUGAGAUGUUGGAGGCGAGGAAGGCCAAGGAAACUCAUGGAGGCGAUGCCGGCGAACAGCAAGACGACCAGGAAGCAGUGCCGGACAUGCUCUCCUCCCUCAUCAACUACCCAGACUACAAUAACGCCGACCUGCUGCGUGCGGCGCUCAUCAACUACAUGAUCGCCGGCCGCGACACGAUCGGCACGACCUUGCCGUGGUUCUUCUACAACGUCGCCGUGAACCCGCACGUCGUGUCCGGCAUCCGCGAAGAGCUGGCACCCAUCGUCGCGUCAGGCAAAGCUUCGCCCGCCAACGGCGACGACACAACGGUGACCUUUUCGGCCGAGGACACCAAACCGCUCGUCUACCUGCAGGCCGCCCUGUUGGAGUCCCUGAGGCUGUACCCACCGGGCCCGAUCGAGCGCAAGACGGUUCUCACCAGCGACACGAUGCCGAGCGGUGACGAGGUGCGCGCCGGCGACACCGUCCUCGUCUCCCUCUACUCCAUGGGCAGGAUGGAGAGCCUGUGGGGGAAGGACUGCCGGGAGUACCGGCCGGAGAGGUGGCUCUCCGACGACGACGGUGGCCGGAAGAAACAGCUGCGGUACGUGCCGUCGCACAAGUUCCUGGCGUUCAACUCCGGGCCCAGGAUGUGCCUCGGCAGGGACAUCGCCGUGGCGCAGAUGAAGACCGUGGCCGCCGCCGUGGUGUGGAACUUCGAUGUGGAGGUGGUGGAAGGGCAGGCCGUGGAGCCGAAGCUGUCCUGCCUUCUGCAGAUGAAGAAUGGGCUCAUGGUGAAGGUGAAGAAGCGUGUAACUUAAUAAUUUGCGUGCGGGAUUAUAUAUAUCAGUGACUAUAAUAAACAAUAAACAGUAGACAGUGCAUGUGUUCUCUUUAGUCAUCGAUAAAUAUGAUCCCACACUAUACCUAACAGCUUUUGUGUUCUAGUCCUACUUGAAUAAAGUUUGCGUUAGG